AUGCCGCCGGCAGAAGAAAUAGGCAAUGGUCUUCUACACGACCUUCACAAGCUAUUCGGCGCCUCAUGUUCAGAGGACGAUCUUGAAUCCCUCUUCAACACGCAGUAUGAAAGCAAAUUUCUGACAAUAGUCGAAGAUCGCUACGAGAAAACUGUUAACGGCAACGAGCAGCAAUUCCGCGACACGACACGCGCCAUUCGGGAUCAAUUACCCGGAGAACCGGGCAACACCAUGAUCGCGUUAAUUCUGGAAGGAAGAAAAUGGGGAAUACGAGGAGGGGCUGCUUCAGCAAUGUUCACUCUUAGUCGAAACGGAACGGCCGCCUAUCCGGAAACGCCAUCCAUCAAUCUUCUUCAAGGGACGCGUUCGUAUGUUACCCCUCCGAGCAACGGCAGUAUUUUGGAUCAAAAAGGUUCUUUUGACAGAAACUCCCGCCACCGGAUCGGCCGUACGAAUAGCAGCCUGACGCAAGCAACUCCACCCGUCGAACGAAGAAUUCCACGCCCGGGGGACAAGCAGUCGCACCGGAGCAGCAACAGCAUAUCCUAUGUGGAGAACCAGAUGUUCAACCGCGGUACCGACCUUUUCGAUUACCGUGACAACAAGAUGGAGGGAUCACGUCACAAGGAAAAUGACUAUCGUAAAAGAAACUACAAUCCGUCGAGCCCACAACUAAUGGCCCUACCUUCGGAAAUAAAGCGUACACCCCAAUUCGAGCCGGUAACCCGUGCCGAUCAAAUGGUGGUCGGGCUUGAUGUGAUGCUACAGGAAGUGAUCCACGCGAUGAAGGGCCUCAAUGCUACCCACAUAAGGAAAAAUGCGCAGGGCGUCCUCGGAAUGUCGCCCUAUGUCGCCAUCAGCUUGGAAACAUGGAGCAGCAUGCAAAACUUUAUCGAGUACGGCAAUCUCUGCCUACGCCUGCCACGUGACCCGGACAACUAUGACAAUCAAGAUCUUUUCAAAAAGGCUUUCCAAACAGCCGUCUUCAACCAACGCCUUGAUUUCACGCACGCCGUUGAUAUCGUCGGGAAGCAGCUAGGCGAAGAGGAGCCAUUCGCUGCGCUGCUGUCGUUGGACCGUUUUGAUCAGGAUUGGCGUGAAAAGAUGUGUACGUUGCACGAUGUUUGGGUCUCGCUCAGCGGCCCCGACGUCCCUGGCUACGAAGUCAUCAGCAGUUUGUUGGAACAACACGCGGUCGCGCUUGAGAAUUCCGGACGUAAAAUGUGUCUUCGCGCUCUCCUCGAUGGCGUUAUGCCUGUUUACAUCCUGCAACUAUCCGAUUGGAUACUACACGCGAAAUUAAACAAAGAAGCCGGAAGGUGGCUCGUUCGCGCCUUCGACAUGGCUCAAGAUGACAUCAUGGGAACCUAUCGCCUCGACAAAGUGCCGCAGAGAUUCCGCUUCUUUUCGGAUAGAUAUCUUGCAAAUAAGAUCCUCGAACUUGGUAAGCUGAUCAAAUGUCUUGGUGGAGUCGAUUGGGCAGGAUGGGACGAGGCGGCGGUCAAGAUAUCCGGUAUUCGAAUCGAACACCUCAUGGAUUUCCAGGACAACAGCCUCGAGACGCUGGUGCAAGAAAUGUGCAUUGAUGCGGGCCGUGACGUGAAGAGGACGCUGAUCGAAAGGGAUCGUCUGUACGACCACAUCGAACUUCUCUCUGAUGUGUUCAUGCUCGCCCGAGAGCCCUUCUCUGGCCAUUUGUUCACCAGUGUUCGAACCUGCUCGGCACAAUUCACGCGUCAAAUCUCGGCGACGGAAGCAGCUAGUCUUCUAGGUCGCUGCAUCUUGUACGGGGGACUCGAAACUUCGUCCAGUAUCAAGGGCAACCAGUUCGAGGUGAUGGCUGAAAUCGGCAGCACUCCGCGGUCAUCGCUUCGCCAAAACUACGUCAACUCGCUUUGCCCUCGCUACAAAGGAGCAACACGCUUGGCCGCGUGCGUAUUAUCGCGCGACGCGCUGCUGCGAUACCAGGGUGUCUUUAGGGCGAUGUGGAGCGUACAGUUCACCUACCAAGGUAUCGUGGCUGUACAGACGGAGCUGAUGCGCUGGGAUCGUUCUUUCACGCGCGCCUACCUCAAGCCGAUUCGAGAUAUUCGUAAUGCAUGGUCCGCGUACCUCUCCCACGUCUUUUCCACGGUCUACGCGCUCGCCCACUACCAGAAUAGCGUGUGUGCCAAAGCUCGGACACGCCUACGCGCAAAGCUGGAUGAGGCCCGGGACCUUGGCGAAUGCAUCCACCAUCAUGAUCGCCACCUAUCACAACUCGAAGACGGCCUAUUCUUGGAUGCGAAACUGGGCACCCGCGUUUUCGCGGCACUUGGCCCCCUGCUCGACCACGCCAUCUCGAUGUUCAUCACCUUCAUCAAAUUCUCGGCCGGGCUGACGGGACGUGCUGACAAAUGGAGCGACAAGAUCGCAGCGAAGCCAAUUAAAAUCACCGACGACACUGCGUGUUUCGUGCAAGUCGAACGGCAGCUUGAAUUCGAAGAGGAUAUGCACCUCUUCGAGAAAUACAACUUCCCGCAACUAAAAGAUCUAUACGCUCAAUUUAAGCAUGCUCAAAAGACGUUGUACGAGGUGCUGAACGACUACGGGGACACGGAACCGAUGGCCGGACUCCGCGAACUGCUCCGCCCACAGCGCAUCGGCUCGACCUGU
Molecule: messenger RNA, 2655 nt
Organism: Mesorhabditis spiculigera
Lineage: Eukaryota; Metazoa; Nematoda; Chromadorea; Rhabditida; Rhabditidae
Source: the annotation of a GenBank genome assembly